UGUCACUGACCCUACGUGGGAGAAGGGGGUUGUCAUGAUAAUUUAUCUUUUAUGACCUUUGUGAGCCUUGGUGAAGACAUAGUUCAUUAGCAGAGAUGCUGAUGUGCAUCCCAUGCUGGCUUUCUUCUCCCUUGCCUCCCUAUUACAUGCAGAACACAAUGCAACAUGUCACAACACUGCAAAAUGCCUGUAAGAAAAGCCCAGGCAACCCACUUUACCUCCUGAAACACUCUGACAUGUCUGACCUUGUUGGAUGAAACAAACUGCUAAAGUGAGGGCAGUGGACCAGAAUAACCCAGAGAGAGCCCCCUCCAUGAAGAUCAUGACUUAGUUACCGGUAAUUUGUCUGACCACAGGUUUGGCAGAGCAGCACAAUAGAUACAGCCCUGGUUGGUUUGUUAUUUUUACCUCAAACCAAAACUUCCUCCCUUCUAGGGAAAGUGUGAAGUUCUAGUUCCUGAGUGUAUGUUGUAUCGGUGAUAUUUGCAGAUGCGUAGGCUGGUUAUGUAAAUAAUCUAAGGUACUUUAGAGUCUGAGAUUCUCUCAACUGAGAGGCAGUAAGAGUCCAUUAUAUACUUCCCUUCUCUGAGAGCUUUGUUCCAACAGUGUCAUGCAUUCUCCUCCAUUCCUUUUAUAUUGGUAUCUCUUGGCUUCAUGUUAUGGGGCUUUCAGAUGCCAGAACACGGAUCUGUCUUCGGAAUUCAGGAUGGACGGGGAUUACACAAUUGCAGGGUUUUUCCAAAUGCACAGCUACUCAGCAACAGCGAAACCUAGACCAGAAGUUGACAUAUGUGACAGCGCGGGCUCUGUAAACAGCCACGGCUACCACCUGUUCCAGGCCAUGCGCUUUGCCAUUGAGCAGAUAAACAACUCCAGCAGCCUCCUCCCCAACGUCACGCUGGGCUACGAGAUGUUCGACACGUGCUCAGAAUCUGCCAACCUGCACGCCACACUGAGCAUCCUGGCCCCGAGCGGGCAGCACCCAGUGGAAGUGCUCAGCGACUUCACCCGCUACCAGCCCAAGGCCGUGGCUUUGAUAGGGCCAGAUAGCAGCCAAUUCACCCUCACCACCGCAGCGAUCCUGAGCAUCUUCCUCAUGCCCGAGAUCAGUUACGAAGCCUCCAACGAGAUGCUGAGCCUGAAGCGGACCUACCCCUCGUUCCUGCGCACCAUCCCCAGCGACAGGCUGCAGGUCGAGGCGCUCGUGCUCCUGCUGCAGGAGUUCGGGUGGAACUGGAUUGCGGUGGUGGGCAGUGAUGAUGCCUAUGGCAGGAACGGGAUAAAGACCCUGCAGGAGGUGAUGGGGAAGCACGACAUCUGUGCUGCCUUCCAAGGAGUCAUCCCCGCAAAGAGGGGCACCAGCCGCCAGGAGCUGAAGGAGAUGGUUAGAGUCCUCUUGGGGACCGGGGUCAAUGUCACCAUCGUCUUCUCCAACGAGUACAGCGCUAAAGACUUCUUCGAGGUGGUGGGGCAGGCGAACGUGACGGACAAGGUGUGGCUGGGCACCGAGGCCUGGUCUCUAGCCUCGGUUGUCUGGGGCAUCCCCGGCAUCCACAGGAUCGGCUCAGUGAUCGGCUUGUCGGUCAAGCAGGCGAAGCUUCCAGGCCUGGAGGAAUUUGAAUCUGCCCACGGGACCCCCGACCAGCCGCAGGCAGCCACAUGUGCCCCUGCCCCGGAUGCUACCGGGAGCAGCCGCACUGACAGCACCCACCAAAGCUGCAAUCGGGUCUGCACCAGCUGCAGCUUCCAGGCGGAUGCACCUCAGGCGUUCGACAUUUGGGCCUCCUUUAACGUGUAUUCGGCAGCGUUCGCCGUGGCCCACGGCCUGCACGACCUGCUGGGCUGCGGCAUGGGAGCGUGCAGCAAAGACAAAGUCUACCCCUGGCAGCUGCUGGAAAAGAUCAAGCGGGUGAAUUUCAGCCUGCAGGACAGCCAGGUGCAGUUUGAUGCCAGUGGGGACCCACUGACAGGCUACGACCUCAUCGCGUGGAAGUGGACUGGCCAGACCUGGGCGUUUGAUGUCAUUGGGUCUUUCCUGCGAGAGCCAGACAGACUGAUCAUCGCCCGAGAGGGCAUCCUGUGGCACGCAGCGGGGAAUCAGGUGCCGGUGUCUACGUGCUCCCAGCUGUGCGCCGAAGGGGAGAAGAGGCUGCAGGUGGGGUUUCACCAGUGCUGCUUUGACUGUGCGGCCUGCCCCGCGGGAACCUUCCUGAACAGCAGCGACCUCUACAAUUGCCAGCCCUGUGGGACAGACCAGUGGGCCCCCGUGGGGAGUGAAAUCUGCUUCAAUCGGACCACGGAAUUCCUGUCCUGGGACGAGCCCGUCUCCUGGGCCCUGCUGGCGGCCAUCACGCUGCUGCUGCUGCUGCUGGCUGGGACGGCUGUCCUCUUCGCCCAGAACCUCCCCACACCGGUGGUCAAGUCGGCAGGCGGCAGGUCGUGCUUCCUCAUGCUGGGCACGCUCAUCUGUGCCUGCUGCAGCCUUUACUGCUACUUCGGGGAGCCCACCCGGCCCGCGUGCCUCCUGCGGCUGCCUGUCUACUCCAUCAGCUUCACCGUCUGCCUCUCGUGCAUCGCGACCCGCUCCUUCCAGAUCGUCUGCGUCUUCAAACUGGCUUCCAAGUGGCCUGCCUUCUAUGGCGCCUGGGUAAGGCACAGCGGGCCCAGCCUGUUCAUCGCAGCCUGCACAGCCACCCAGCUGGUCGUGUGCCUGGUCUCGCUCAGCACCAGCCCCUCCGUGCCCAGGAAGGACUACACAACGGAGGAUACCCUGAUCAUCCUGCAGUGCUCAGAAGACAGCUCUUCGUGGGGCCUGCUGUACAACACACUGCUCAGCAUCUGCUGCUUUGUCAUCAGCUACCUGGGGAAAGACCUGCCCGAGAACUACAAUGAGGCCAAGUGCGUCACCUUCAGCCUGCUCAUCAAUUUUGUCUGCUUCAUCUGCUACCUCGCCACAUGGGUCUUCUACCAGGGCAAGUACCUGGCGGCCAUCACCGUGCUGUCCAACCUGUGCACCCUGGCCGGGCUCUUCGGGGGCUACUUCCUCCCCAAGGGCUACAUCAUCCUCUUCCGCACGGAGCUCAACACCACCGAGCACUUCCAGCUUUCCAUCCAGAGCUACACCCAGAAGAAGAACUCGGACUGAGCCUGGGGAGGUGAGGGGGAAGGGAGACCCUGGGAGGGCAGGAGUGGGUUACUCCCAGCUAUUCAUCUCUGUGCUUUUGGCCUCCCAGGGUGGGGGCAAGGGGUGUAGUAGAGAGCUGUGCAGA
Molecule: messenger RNA, 3269 nt
Organism: Pelodiscus sinensis (Chinese soft-shelled turtle)
Lineage: Eukaryota; Metazoa; Chordata; Testudines; Trionychidae
Gene: TAS1R1
Product: taste 1 receptor member 1
Biological process (GO): G protein-coupled receptor signaling pathway; sensory perception of umami taste
Cellular component (GO): plasma membrane
Molecular function (GO): G protein-coupled receptor activity
Source: RefSeq, a predicted model, not a curated record